Messenger RNA from Lottia gigantea (owl limpet), 1014 nucleotides. RefSeq lists its product as hypothetical. The transcript has 2 exons. Bases 1 to 1014 code for a protein of 337 amino acids. Lineage: Eukaryota; Metazoa; Mollusca; Gastropoda; Lottiidae. The record is from RefSeq and is a predicted model, not a curated record.
AUGCUUAUAAAUUUCAAGAAUAUAUGGAAUCGCCUUUUACCCCAUAUUGUACGAACAAAACCAAUGUCUGACUUGUGUGAUAUGUGUCAGAAAAAUAAUGCUGCUGUUUAUAGAAGUGCUAAUUUACCUGAUGUCGUUAAACGAGCUAAACUUAAAAAACAAUUUGAACAUUUAGAAUUGGUUUCUAAGGAAAGAUCUUUAUAUCGAGAUAUGGUUUCACAAUGCAAAAAAUCUGUUGAAAAUUUAACACUUGGUUCAAAUACACAGUGUUCAAGAAAUAUUAAUGUACAUUAUUCAUUUGAUUAUGCACAGCAUGUGCACUAUCCUUCUAACCCUCUACAGCCAGGUCCAAUGUACUUUCUAGUACCAAGAAAAUGUGGAAUAUUUGGUGUUACAUAUGAAGGCAUUCCAUCUCAGGUGAAUUACCUUAUCGAUGAAGGCAUGUGUACAGGAAAAGGAUCAAAUGCUGUCAUUAGUUACUUACAUCAUUUUUUUAACACAUAUGGUUUAGGUGAACAACAUGCCGAGUUGCACUGUGAUAAUUGUAGUGGCCAAAAUAAAAACAAAUUCAUAUGGUAUUUAAUGUGGAGGACUCUACAUAAUUUUCAUUUUUCUAUUACAUUAAAUUUCAUGAUAACAGGACAUACAAAAUUUGGCCCGGACUGGUGUUUUGGUUUACUAAAACAAAACUUUAAACGUACUGAAGUAUCAUCAUUGGCUGAUAUGGUAGAAUGUGUUGAGAAAAGUUCAGUGACUGGUGUAAAUAUUCCACAGUUAGUUGGAGAUGAACAAGGAAAUGUUUUUGUAAAUGUGUAUGAUUGGCAAGAUUUUUUCGCACCAUACUUCAAACAAUUAAAUGGCAUCAAGAAAUUACAUCACAUGAGGCAGCAAGUUCAUCUGAUGGCACCGCGCUUUGACGUCAGACAUGGCACUGUCAUUCCGCAGCUAAGUGCCAAGUUUGGUGUCCGUUGGAUAAUUAGGCGAGAAAUGAGAGCGAAAAAGAUUGGUCAUUGA